Glossina fuscipes is the source of this 602-nucleotide messenger RNA. RefSeq lists its product as uncharacterized. The transcript has 4 exons. NCBI's taxonomy places the organism in Eukaryota, Metazoa, Arthropoda, Insecta, Diptera, Glossinidae. Bases 210 to 602 code for a protein of 130 amino acids. The record is from RefSeq and is a predicted model, not a curated record.
UAUACAUGAGGUGCCGACAAUGAGAAGAUAGAAAUUGCAAAAAUGAGAUGGCUACACUCUCCAAAACAUCAAAAACCUUUAUGUGCGAGAAAUUAUUAACUCCUCUGACAAAGGGUUGCAUUUUUAACAAAAAAAAAAAUUAUUAUUUUUAACAAAAAAACAAAUUAAAAAUUACAACUAAUUACUUUCCAAACUGGAGCGAAUGCAGCAUGCAAUUAGAAAUUCCAACGAGUUGCGACCCCGAUUAUCGCAUGAAAAGUAUUGGUUUUUGGAAAGAAAAUCUCAAAUCGUAUUUAAUACCUUAUGUAUCGCAAGCUGUUGGAGCAUUUUGUAAACUAAAUCAAGAUGUUACAGCUUGGAAUCAUACAGAAGGCGCUGCUGUUGCCUUUGAUGCCAUUGAAUAUGAACGUGAACGUGACGAUUGCCCGAUGUAUUUUGAUGAUGGCCAAAAUCCCUGGCGUCUCUCGGAUGCUGCCAAUAUUAUAUUUGAUUGGAAUUUGUAUAAAGGCGGAUCAAAUCGUUUACAUAAUUACUUCCCCAGAGUUACUUAUACUGUACAUAAGUUUUUUAUAUAUCAAUUUUUAGAUAGUUUUCAUUCUUAA